AUGGCAGUACCCGUCGAAGAAGCCAUUGCAGCUCUCUCCACAUUCUCGCUUGAGGAUGAACAACCAGAGGUGCAAGGACCUGGAGUAUGGGUGUCAACUGAGAGAGGUGCAACAGAGAGUCCAAUUGAAUAUUGUGAUGUUGCUGCAUACAGACUAUCUCUGUCAGAGGAUACGAAGGCUCUCAAUCAGCUGAAUUCUCUUACCCAAGAGGGAAAGGAGAUGGCAUCAGUGCUUUACACAUAUCGUAGUUGUGUCAAAGCACUUCCUCAGCUUCCUGAUUCUAUGAAGCAAAGUCAAGCUGACUUAUAUUUGGAAACAUAUCAAGUUCUGGAUUUGGAAAUGAGUCGUUUGCGUGAAAUUCAGCGAUGGCAAGCAUCAGCUUCCUCAAAAUUAGCUGCCGACAUGCAACGUUUUUCUAGGCCUGAGCGGCGCAUUAAUGGCCCUACAAUAUCUCAUCUGUGGUCUAUGUUGAAGUUGUUUGAUGUUCUGGUGCAACUUGACCAUCUUAAAAAUGCCAAGGCAAGCAUACCUAAUGACUUUUCAUGGUACAAAAGGACUUUCACACAAGUUAGUGGUCAGUGGCAGGACACUGAUUCAAUGAGGGAGGAGUUAGAUGAUUUACAGAUUUUCUUGAGCACAAGAUGGGCUAUUUUGUUGAAUUUGCAUGUUGAGAUGUUCCGUGUAAAUAAUGUCGAAGACAUUCUUCAAGUUCUUAUAGUAUUUGUUGUAGAGUCCUUGGAAUUGGACUUUGCACUUCUCUUUCCAGAGCGCCACAUUCUUUUGCGUGUUUUGCCUGUUCUUGUUGUCCUAGUGACAUCUUCAGAGAAAGAUAGCGAGUCUCUGUACAAAAGGGUAAAAAUCAACAGACUGAUCAAUAUAUUUAAGAACGAAGCAGUCAUUCCUGCUUUUCCAGAUCUGCAUCUCUCUCCAGCUGCGAUAUUGAAGGAAUUAUCAACAUACUUCCCAAAAUUUUCUUCCCAAGCCCGCCUUCUCGCCCUUCCAGCACCGCAUGAGCUUCCACCCCGUGAAUCACAAGAAUAUCCUCUAAAUUGUUUUUUGUUUUAA
Messenger RNA from Lathyrus sativus (Indian pea), 1065 nucleotides. The record is from the annotation of a GenBank genome assembly. NCBI's taxonomy places the organism in Eukaryota, Viridiplantae, Streptophyta, Magnoliopsida, Fabales, Fabaceae.